Candoia aspera is the source of this 4639-nucleotide messenger RNA. It is a transcript of the gene PROSER1, whose product is annotated as proline and serine rich 1. The transcript is spliced from 14 exons. Bases 149 to 2923 code for a protein of 924 amino acids. Lineage: Eukaryota; Metazoa; Chordata; Lepidosauria; Squamata; Candoiidae. The record is from RefSeq and is a predicted model, not a curated record.
UUGCGAGCGGAGGGGGCCGGGGGAGUUGCGCGGGCGGUUCAGUCGCCGGCCAGUGGCUAUUUUCCUCCUGCUUUCUGGUCCGCCUCUGAUGUAGGAGACAAUUCUGCAAUAAGGGGUCACUGGAACAGACAAAAGGCUGGAAAACAAGAUGGAUAAAAAAGCAUUUGAGACCGUUCUUGACGAAAUUAGAAAGGCUGUGUUGAUGGAAUACAAAUUAAAAGCAAUUGAGUAUGUACAUGGAUACUUUUCUAGUGAACAGAUUGUUGAGCUGCUGAGAUAUUUCUCCUGGGCUGAACCACAGUUAAAAGCGAUGAAGGCAUUACAGCAUAAAAUGGUAGCUGUUUCUGCAGCAAAAGUGGUUAACAUCCUCAACUGUUUCACUUUUAGCAAAGACAAGCUUAUUGCACUAGAAUUGUUGGCUUCCAAUAUAAUUGAUGCUCAGAAUUACCGUCUUAUCGAAGACCUCUUCAGGGUUAGCAUGUCUGAGAAGAAGAGAUGCAGAAGAAUUCUUGAGCAGGCUUCCAAAGCAGGGUGCAAAGCACCUCAUGCUAUGAUCUCUUCCUGUGGCAUGAUUCCUGGGAACCCUUAUCCAAAAGGGAAGCCUAGCCGUAUCAAUGGAAUUUUUCCUGGUUCCCCUGUUAAGAAGGAGAAUGACGACUGUACCAGUGAAGGCAAGGGAAUAGCUGCUCGCAUUCUUGGGCCAUCAAAACCAGCUCCAGCAACAUACAAUCCACACAAGCCCGUUCCUUACCCUAUUCCUCCUUGUCGACCACACGCAACAAUUGCACCAAGUGCUUACAACAAUGCAGGUCUUGUUCCACUGGCUAAUGUCAUAGCUCCUGGUUUGCCAGGUCCACCACCAUAUACUUCUAGUAAUGUAGGAACAGGUAAAACAGAAAAUGAAGAACUUUCUAAUCAAGCCAAACCUUCCCAAAGCCAAGCUUUUGCCACACAAAUGAGUCAUCUCUUUGCACCUCAUGGUCCUAAUCCUGCUGCUACUCCGGCCCCAACCCCACCGUCGGCUAAGGCAAUAAGCCACUCAUCAGCACUUCCAUCUCCAACCAUCCCAGGGAUAAGCAUGCCCAACCCCGUCUUUCCCGUCUUCCCUGGGCAGGUUAUCUCCUCUGUCCACCCACCCCAACCGUCGACUCCGGCCCCUCCUGUUGUCAAAUCCCAUUCGCUGCCUGCGGUUCCUGCCACGUCUGCUCAUUGUGCCACCACUGCUCCCCUCCCAGGAUCUUUCUCUGGGCUAGCUUCUGUGCUGCCUGCUGCUGCGGCCCCCCAGGGGCUCUCCACCCUGCGUGCCACCCCUGCCCCCAACGAAGCCUUUGCAUCUGUCUCUGCACCCUUCGCCAGCCUUCCUUUUUCUGCAGCGUCUGUCACUGCCCCAGCUAAUAAUCCUAAUUCGUUGCCAUCUGCUUUUGCUGGCCUGCCUUUGUCCUUGACCCCCACUCCUCAGGGAGGAGCUAGCCCCAUUUCAUCUACCAUUGCCGGUUCUCCUGCCACUAGCAUACCCUGCCCACUUAAUUUACCUAAUCCACUUUUAUCGGCGUUAAAGGGGUUUCUCUCAGUAAAUGAUAGCUCAUUAAUUAAUUCAAGUGCUCUGCCUUCGGCUGUGACUGCUGAGCUUGCUUCUUUAUCUGGUCUUCUCAGUCAGAACUCUGAAGCCUCCUCUUCAUCCAGUAGCAAAUGUUACACUCCAGCUGCUACCUCUUCCCUUCAGCAUCCUUCCACUCCAGGACUCUCUGUUUUCUCAGGGCUCCCCUCUCAACCAGGAGGGAGCAGUAACACAACUUCUCCUGCAUUGCCAUCGCAGUCCCCUUUAACAACAUUGUCAUCAUCCGCUCUGCCAGUCAGCUGUGGCUCCUCGGCAGCUCUUCCGCAUUGUCCAAGCCCUGCCAAUCCUGAACAGCAAGUUUCCUCCACUCCAGCUGCCCCAGCAAUUCCAGCUCUAGUUAAAACAGAACCUGCGAGCCCUACCCUUUCGGGUCUCAAAGGCCCAACCCCUUCUGCUGGGCCUAGUCACAGCACUUCAGGCUUGCCAGCCUUUGGGCACGCCUAUACCUCAGCUACUUCGUUGCCAUGCAGCUUAACUAGUUCCCUCAAUCCAGCACUUUCCUCUUUGAGUUCUCCUCUGAACAGCUCCCCAUCUAUUGCCUCCCAUGCUUCAUCUACUCCAGUAUAUAAUGCACUUCCACCUUUCACUUCCUUGACCAACAGUUUUGCUUUUACUGGCAGUCCAGCACUUCCCCCAACAGGCUCUCUGUUGCCCAUUCCCCCUACGAGUACAUCGGCACCACACGUCAGCUCCUCAGCCACCGUUCUCCCACCACUCAUUGCCACGGCAGCGGCUCCAGCUCCACCCUUCUCCCUUAACUUGUGCAGUGCCGUCUCUUCCCUGUUUUCUGUUCCCCAAGUGCCAUUGGGCUCCUGCAACUCAUCCUUCCCUCCUUUUCCUGUCUCUAACACACCCGCUGUCACGCCUGCUCUCCCUUCUUUCCCUGGGCUCCAGGCAUCUUCUACAGUAGCAGCAGUUGCACCACUGCCAGCAGCUGCCACAGCCCCAUCUCCAGCGCCAGUGCUGCCAGGGUUUGCCUCGGCCUUUAGCUCAAACUUCAACUCUGCACUUGUUGCCCAGGCUGGCCUGACUUCUGGACUUCAGACUCCUGGAAAUACAGUUUUUCCAGGACUCCUCUCUCUUCCUGGCAUCCCUGGACUUGCUCAGAGUGCAACACAGUCUUCCCUGCAGGAACUUCAGCACAGUGCAGCUGCACAAUCAGCAUUACUACAGAUACACUCUGCCUCUGCUCUAGAAAACUACACCUCUCAAUCUGAUGGUUUCAAUACAUAUCCCCCAGCAGCAGGAACACCUGGAACACCCUUUUCAGUGCAGGCAAGUCUUCCCCAGAGUGGAUGGCAAUAAAUAACAUUAAUUUCGCCUAUAGAAAGAAGAAUGCUCUAAAAGUUGAUACUUCUUUAGGAAAAAGCUGAUGAUGCUUCCUUAGGAAAAUAUGUUUUCAGCACAUAUCAUUCAAGAGGGAUUCCAAAUACAGUAACUGUUUCUGAAAUGGUAUAAAAACUGGAUUUACUUCAUAUCAAUGACCCUAGGAAGUCUAUUCCAUUUUACAUAGUAAACUCUGAGGAUACUUUGAUCCAGCUAGGAUUUUUAAAAUCCAAAAUAACUGGGUCAUUGAAAAAUUGUUUUUGCUGUGAUAUCAGUGUUUUACAGACUGUUGAAAAUCACUGCAGUGCAUGAGGUAUAGGUACUGAUAAAAAGAAAAUGUAGUUCAAAAUCCCUGCCUACCCCCUCAACUUCUUUUAGGGAUUAGACCUUGUGCAUCUGCCUACUUUAUUUAGGAUGAAUGGAUUUGCACUCCUCAGAACUUUCUGCCUUGUCCUGUUGAAUCAAUUCUAGUCUUUUUUUUUCUUUUUUUUAUUGCUUAUCCAUUGCUAUUUACUCUGAUACUUGUUACUGAAAGUUCUACUACUUACCAAUUUGUCUCAGGCCUUUAUUCCAUCCUUCCAAAGCUGGUACCUUCCAGAAGUUUUGGCAUUUCAGCUUCAGCAUAGCCAUAUUUCUGAGCGGGUAAUCCCAACACAUCUGGAAGGUACUAAGUAAAGAAGGCUGUUUUUACUUAUAUUUGCAAUCUACCUCCCUUCAGUAUUUUUUUCAGUCUUCUAGGAUACCAGAAGCCUGCUGUAGAUAUGUACUUUUUUAAUGUGUAACUUCAGAUUAAGUAUACAGUUCCCUUCAAUCAGUAGGAACUCCAUUUUAUUGAUUAUAGUUUAUGUUCCAUAAUAAACAAGUGUUUGUAUCCAAUUCAUGAACAAGGCACUGGUAACAACACUUCUAAUGGGUCAGAUAUGGCCCAUCAGAUACUAUCAAACAUAUUGAAGAGUUUGAAAUCAAGAAUUCACUUUAUUUAUGAGAAAAAACAAAUGCACAGAUAGUUGUCAGAUUUGAAUGAAUUAUGUGGUUAAAUUCUUAAUAUUUUAAAUUUUUAAAUAGGUGGAGCUGGGUUUGCAAGCAGACUCUUUCCAGUGACACUCCAGGGGGAAAGAAGCCAAAAUAAUAAAAAUAUGUUUAUUAUAUUGGCUUUUUAAAAUUAAGACCAAUUAUUCUAGUUAUGAAUUGUGCAAUACAAAAUACCAUUGUUGCUACUUUAAUGAAGUCUUCUGUACUAUUUUGUAUGGAAUUGGGAAAGCUAUGGCCAUUCAGCUGUUCGUAUAUCACAGCUCAGCCAUGCUUUUAAAGGCAGCUGGGAGUUGUAGUUCAUCAACAACUAGAAGACUACAGCUUCACCAGCUUUGAUUCAGCAUCUGUAGUGAUAAAUGUAAUCCCCCCAUAUUAUCUCUAAGAUAAUUUUGAUCAUGUUUUAGAUCUACAGUAGAGAUGAUACUUGAUGUUACAAUUUUAAUGUGAACUUGAUGCACUUUGUUGCAGUGCAUUGCUUAAUGUUUUUUCUAAAGAUGAGAGUCUACUGAAUAGUAUUACUAAUGUAGAAGCUUUCCACAGGUAAGCAGGUAUAGAGAACACUAAUAUGUAUAUAGCUGUAUUUUUAUAAGGUUUUUUAAAAUAAAAUGCAUAGCAGUGAUACAUGUUUCUAAAAUAGACCUUGAAUAAACAGUUCUUUACAAA